GCGGCAAGGUUGGAGCGAAGAUGACGGCGCCGCAACUGGACAAGGAGUUGUUCUUCCGCCGUCUCAACAACAUUUAUUCCUCUUGGAGGGAUCCGAAAAAUGCCGAAUGGGACGAUGUUGAAAGCUUUUUGGUCUUGGCGGGCAAACCGAACCCAGAAGACAGCGGAUAUCGUAAAUCGGCGGUCUUGCAGUUCUACUUGCUUGGGUUUCUUGAGUUUCCAGAGACCUUGAUGGUGUUCACCAAGUCCAAAUUAAUUGUGCUCACGAGUGGUAAGAAGUACACGAUGCUGGAAGAGAUCCUCGACGGCAACACCACAUCUGAUGUCAAGCUUGAGCUGCUGAAGCGGGACAAGACAGACGGCAACAAAUCGAACUACGCCACUCUCAUCGCUGCCAUUCAAGCAGACUGCGUCAAGAAACGCAUUGGUGUGUUGACCAAGGAGUCGCCCGAAGGCGACUUGGUGGCGCACUUCAUGAGCGAAGUCGAUGCGGCUGGCUUGGAAAAGAUCGACAUCUCCAAGGGCAUUGAAUGCGCGUUGCGAGUCAAGGCCCCCGAAGAACUAGACAACAUUCGUUGGGCUGGCGCGCUCACGAAAAAGGUGUUUCAAUCGAAAUUCAUUGAGGACAUGGAAAGCAUCAUCGACGAGGACAAGCGAGUCAAACAUGACGCGCUGAGUGCCGACAUUGAAGGUGUAUUUGAAGAUCCAAGCAAGAUCAAGGUCACAUUGAGCCCCGAGGACAUCGAGUCGUGCUACUCGCCGAUUAUUCAGUCCGGUGGCAAGUACGACUUGAAGCCAAGCGCCCAGAGUACGUCGGACGUGAUGAAGUUUGACGUGAUCGUGGCGUCGGUUGGCGCGCGGUACAAGGGGUACUGUUCGAAUGUUGCACGCACGUUCUUUGUGACGCCAACAAAGUCGAUGGAGAGGUCGUACGAGCUGCUCCAUGAAGCGCACGAUGCGUGCAUCAACGAGCUCCGUCCCGGGAAGACUGUGAGUCAAGUAGUUGAAAAAAUUACAAAGCUGAUCGAAUCGCGCAAUCCGAAGCUCGCCAAACUCCUGACAAAAAACUUUGGGUUUGGCAUUGGGCUCGAUUUCCGAGAGGCUGGCAUGCUCCUCACGGCCAAGAACCACCACGUGAUCCAGGCGGGCCAAGCGUUCAACGUCGCCAUCGGGUUUCAGAACAUCCCGCUCAAGGACACCGACCGGCCUCGCCACUUGCCAGAAACGUACUCGAUUUUGCUCGCGGACACCGUGGCCGUGCAAGCGGAUGAAACCAAGAUCUUGACCAAAGUCUCCAAGGCGUGGACCAAAGUGCAUUACGUACUCGACGGAAUGGACGAGCCCGAGAAGUCGUCGAGUAAGGCAAUGGAAAAGCUAGACAAUGCGCAAAAGCAGCACCGCGAACGAAAGGAACUCGCCGCGGACAAUGACGACGUCGACGACGCGCCUGCCAGCAGCAACAUUGUCCAGAACCGCUUGCGUGACAAGCAACGCCAGUCGGAAGGAAAGCAGACCGACCAGGAACGUCGCGACCGCCAUCAAGCCGAGCUCAUGAAACGAAAGCGCGAGGAAGCGAUGCGUCGAUUGGAAGAGCAAAGCAGCGACGCCAUCCAAGGCAAACGCCACGACCGAAACGCGAUCGUGGCGUACAACCAUUCGUCUCGGUACCCGGAGCUCAAACCCCGCCAAGUCGCGGUCGACAUGCGCGCGGAAGCCGUGAUUGUCCCCAUCAACGGCAUCCCCGUGCCAUUUCACAUUUCCACGAUCAAGAACGUGAGCAAGAGCGAAGAGGACAAGGCCACGUACCUCCGCAUCAACUUUCACUGUCCGGGCGUUGGCGGGACUCUAGGGAAGGACGCGUCCCCGGCGAUGCAAGCGGCCGUCGCCAAGUUUCCGUCGCUCAUGUUUAUCAAGGAACUGGGCUUUCGGUCGAGCGACGCGCACAACUUGAACAACCAGUUUCGACUGAUCAAGGAGUUGCAGAAACGCGUCAAACAACGCGAACAACAGGAGCAGGAAGAGUCGGAUUUGGUGGUGCAGGAAGAUUUGAUCUUGCAUCGCGAUCGCCGCGUGCCGCGACUGAGUGACCUGAGCGCGCGCCCGCAUUUGAGCGGUCGCAAGACGCAAGGGACGCUCGAAGCGCACUACAACGGGUUCCGCUUCACGACAAACAAGAACCAAAAGCUCGACAUUUUGUACGCCAACAUCAAGCACGCGAUUUUUCAACCGUGCGACAAGGAGCUCGUCGUGUUGAUCCACUUUCACCUGAAGAACCCGAUCAUGAUUGGCAAGAAGAAGCACCAGGACGUUCAGUUUUACACGGAAGUGAUCGAGUCCAGUCAGGCGCUGGAAAAUCGCCGCCGGUCCAUGUACGAUCCCGACGAACUGGACGAAGAGAACCGCGAGCGCGCGCUUCGCGAGAAGCUCAACUUGACGUUCAAGGAUUUUUGCCAAAAGGUCGAGCGAGUCAGCGAAGCCAUCGACAAAACGAUCACGUUUGACAUUCCGUACCGGGAACUCGGGUUCAGCGGCACGCCGUUCAAGGAAAUGGUCCUCCUGCAGCCGACCGUGCACUGCCUGGUGUCGCUGACCGAGUACCCGUUUUUCAUCACGUUGCUGGACGACGUCGAGCACGUUCACUUUGAGCGCGUGUUUUUCGGGUCCAAGAACUUUGACAUGGUGUUUGUGUACAAAAACUUUAAUUUGGUGCCGGUCCGCGUGUCGGCGAUUUCGACCAACGAACUCGAACGCAUCAAGGAAUGGCUGGACGAUAUUGACAUUUGUUUUACGGAAGGGCCGGCCAACUUGAACUGGAAGCAAAUCAUGGUCACGAUCAAGGCGGACGAUCGGUUCUACUUGGAGACGGACGAAGACGGCGUGCCCAAACCGGCCGGGUGGGAAUUCCUCCGCAUGGACGGCAGCGACGACGAAGACGACGGCGAAGAAGACGAAGAAAGCGAGUUUGAAGGAAGCGCGAGCGGCAGCGAGUCGGACGGAUCGGACGACGACGACUCGGACGAUUCCGACUCGGACGUGUCGCUCGUGGAUGAAGACGACGACUCGGACGAUGGCAGCGACGACGAAGAAGACGAGGAGGAAGGCCCGAGCUGGGACGAGCUCGAGAAGGAAGCCCGCGCAUCCGACAUGAUGCGCAACGAAAAGAAAGAAGCCGACAGUGACGAAGAGUUCAAGCGAAAACACAAGAAAAAGUCGUCCGGUGGCCCGCCCCCGAAGCGAGCUAAGCGUUAAGUAUGAUGGAUGUACCACUAAGCAACGCAUUGAGCCAAGGAAUACUUUAAUAGCGCAGGAUGUUGGAGACGUGGC
Molecule: messenger RNA, 3323 nt
Organism: Aphanomyces invadans
Lineage: Eukaryota; Oomycota; Saprolegniomycetes; Saprolegniales; Verrucalvaceae
Exons: 4
Coding region: 21-3248 (1075 amino acids)
Biological process (GO): transcription elongation by RNA polymerase II; positive regulation of transcription elongation by RNA polymerase II
Cellular component (GO): FACT complex
Molecular function (GO): nucleosome binding
Source: RefSeq, a predicted model, not a curated record